CCCUCCCGCCGAAGGGAAAGAGGGAAGGAAGGCAAGGGGGAGCGAAAGAAGGAGGGAAGGCAGGAAAGAGUGCCGCUAGAGGAGGAAGAAGAAGAGGAGGGGGGGGGGUCUCGAUCCCCUGCUGCUGCCUCGCUGGGGCCGCCUUCCGCCGCGUUCCCCCGCCUGGAUGCGCCUUGCGAGGAGGAGGCGGAGGAAGAAGAAGAGGAGGGGGCGGCAGGGGCAGGCAUGAGCAGCGCCGCCCGCUCCCCUGGCUCGCCUUCGCCUUCUGCCUCCUAAGAGACCCUUCCUUCCAGCCCAAGAGAAAGAGAGAAGGAGGGAGGGAGCCCCAUUCACCCCGCAAGGCUUCCGAAAAGGAGGAGGAGGAGGAGAGGACGCCGCCCCAAGGAAAGGAGGGCAGGAGAACGGCGCCGGCGAUGGCCUUGGCAGACUCCGCCGGUUGCGCCAAAGCCGGCGAGGACAUGGUCUUCCCGGAGAUCGUGGAGCUGAACGUGGGUGGGCAGGUCUACAUCACGCGCCACAGCACCUUGGUGGGCAUCCCGGGCUCCUUGCUGUGGGAGAUGUUCACCCAGAAGACCACCCGCUCCUUGGCGAGGGACAGCCGAGGGCGCUUCUUUGUGGAUCGCGAUGGCUUCCUCUUCCGCUACAUCCUGGACUUCAUGCGGGAUCAGGAGCUGGUGCUGCCAGAGCACUUCCCUGAACGUGGCCGGCUGCAAAGGGAAGCCGAGUUCUUCAAGCUCCCCGAACUUGUCAAGUCCUUGGCUCCAAAGGUUAGCAAGCAGAACUCCAUUGGGGACGAGCCUUGCCAGAGUGACCCCGAAGAGCUGUCCCCAAAUGUGGACGUAGCCCGAUGCUUGGCUGCCGCUGGAGGGUCCCUGGCCCCUCUGUCCGGAGGUCCCGGCCAAGACUUACGGCGGUCGGGCUUCAUCACCAUUGGCUACCGGGGUUCCUACACUCUGGGCCGAGACAGCCAAACGGACGCCAAGUUCCGCCGCGUGGCCCGGAUCAUGGUCUGCGGCAAGACCUCUCUGGCCAAAGAGGUCUUUGGGGAGACCCUGAACGAGAGCAGGGACCCCGACCGGCCACCGGAGCGCUACACCUCCCGCUACUACCUCAAGUUCACCUUCCUGGAGCAGGCCUUUGACAAACUGGCCGACGCGGGCUUUCACAUGGUGGCCUGCAACUCCACAGGGACCUGCGCCUUCGCCCACGAACAGACCGACGACAAGAUCUGGACCUCCUACACCGAAUACGUUUUCUACCGUCCCUCAACCUCUAUUCCGGAGUCACAGAAGGACUCAGGACCUCCAGGUGUUCCAGGAAGCCUAUGGCUCAGUAUGGCAUCUCCUGCCCAAACAGAACUGGAGCAGAACAUCCGGAAACAUCUCACUUCCUCCUCGGAGCCCAUUUUGGACAUCAAGACCGACGCGGCCGCAGUGCUUCUAGUGGAUGGGGCCUCAUUGAGUACCACUGAAAUCACCCCAUUGGCCGCCAUGGAGUGCUCCCCGACAGCCACCAUUGAGGAAAUCCCCAUAGUCCCCUUGGAAGUCACCCCACUGGAGGCCCCCAAUGCUCCCUUAGAGCCAGGAACCAGUAAGGAGGAACCCCUCUUGGAAAAGGGCUUGGAGUUUGGUCCCUCGACUGAUGACGGCGACCCCGAUUUGGACCUCCCUCCUCCGCCGGACAAGGGUCCCCCUUCGGAGGCUGGCUCCUUGGGAUCCCUUCCAUGGCCAGAUGUCCCCGAGGAAUGUGGUCCUCAGCGGCCCACCACUCUAGACUUCUCCAAGCCUCUGAAGAGGUUGGAAGAGGUCAAGCAGGCCGGGCAGCGGAGAAACAGUGACCAGGCCAGUAUCAAAGAGAAUGGGCUGGAGAACUGUCCCGAGGUGCCACCGGUUGAUGAGGAAAAGACAGCCAUGCAGUCCGAACUGGGCAAGUGUAUUGCCGACUUCCGGAGGAUCAAGAUCCCCAACUCCUUCCCCAACCGGAAGCGGCCCUGGCAGAACGAACUGCUCAAGAAAUACCAGCUUUGAGGUAGGGAAUCCCACAGACUUUGCUGCUUCCAUGGCCACAAAGAAGGCCUUGUCUUUCAUGACACUUAGCGGACACCUUGAAGAGUGCGGACCUUUCCUACUGAGCUCAAGGGAUGGAGGGGCUGAAUGGUUCUGGACCAUGGAAGAGACGGAAGGGAUCAUGGAUGUUUUUAUGAGUUUGGGUGCAAGUAGAGCGGAUGAAGAUAUGCCAGGAGGAGAUCUGGACCAAGCCAAUUCAUCAUGGACUAAGCUCCAAGGCUGGUUUCCGGUCUGAACAACCAAACCAGGAAGGUGUCCUGGUCAGCUCUGACAGCGAGGGCGAGUGGCUGGAGCUGCAGACCAACAGCUUUCAGCAGAAGGGUUAAAUAUUCCUUCUCAGGUGCAAUUUCACCCAGAGCAAGCUCAAAGACACAGGUCUGCCAGGUUAGCUGAGAAACAGGCUAUCUACAAGCAACACCUGUGGCCUUAGCAUAAAGGAUUCUUCUUGAGUUCACAAUCUUGUUGCUGGAGGCAACGUCUUGCUGGAUGGUGUUAUCGUGAACUCAUUGUGUGACUGACUUUACAAACCCUGAACCGGAACUGGACUUUAAGUACUUUGGAUACUGUCUUACAAUUAGUUAUACUGUUAUUUAUUGACUUUUUUGACCUUGGAACGUGGACGCUUACUUACUAGCACUGGGAUUGUGGAUUUAGGCAUCGAUUCAAGAACUCUGCACUUGGACAUAGACUGUGUUUGAAUGUGAAUGAGGCACAUCAUGACAGACAGGCGUGGUUGGACCUUCUCACAUUGGGAUAUACUCUGAUUCAUCAGUAUUCACUCCGUAUUUUUCUAGGAUUGGAUGUAUAAUGCAUUCAUACUCUCCCCAUCACACCCGAUUCUUACAAUUAGAAAGUACUGCUCUUUGACUCAUCACACAAUGGAAGGCUGGCUCUUCCCAAUCUGUCCGAAUGCCUCCCUAAGUC
Molecule: messenger RNA, 2990 nt
Organism: Anolis sagrei ordinatus
Lineage: Eukaryota; Metazoa; Chordata; Lepidosauria; Squamata; Anolidae
Product: BTB/POZ domain-containing protein KCTD12-like
Biological process (GO): regulation of G protein-coupled receptor signaling pathway; protein homooligomerization
Cellular component (GO): signaling receptor complex
Molecular function (GO): protein binding
Source: RefSeq, a predicted model, not a curated record